AUGCUCGCCGUGGGCGCGUCCCAUGAUCCAACUAUAUUGGCGAUUAGGGACCGAGAUGGCACGCUCCCCUGUGCCCACGGCGAUGGCGGCCAUAAUGCUCGCGGUGGCAUUGGUCAUGGCACUGGCCGCUGUCGACGUCUCCGCUGUGCCCGCAACAUCCACUCGGCGGCGCCGUGGGAGCGGGUGGAUGAGGAGGUGCGGCAGCUGUACGAGGCGUGGAAGUCAAAGCACCCGCCGUGGCUGCUGCGCGGCAACGACGACGACGACCUCCUGCGGUUGGAGGUGUUCUGCGACAAUCUCCGCUACAUUGACGCCCACAACGCCGAGGCCGACCUGGGGCUCCACGGCUUCCGCCUCGGCCUCACCCCCUUCGCCGACCUCACCCUGGAGGAGUUCCGCGGCCGCGUCCUCGGCUUCCAGCAGAGCCGCCGCAACGACACGACGGCAGACGACGCCACCGACGGGCGGAGCACCCGCUUCGACCUGAACAGCGCUGGCGAGCCGCAGCCCGUCCCAGCCGCCGUCGACUGGCGCAAAAGAGCGGCGCCGUCACCCGCGUCAGGAACCAAAGCACAUGCGGUCCGUGGGUGCUGGGCAUUCUCGGCAGUGGCGGCAAUGGAGGGCAUCAACAAGAUCGUGACAGGUAAGCUCGUGGAGUUGUCGGAGCAGGAGCUGAUCGACUGCGAUCACAAGAGCCAUGGCUGCAGCGGCGGACGCAUGGAUUACGCUUUCCAGUGGGUUAUCAGCAAUGGCGGGAUCGACACCGAGGCCGACUACCCCUUCACCGGACGUGACGGCACUUGUGAUGCCAACAAGAUAAAGAAGAAGGUUGUGUCCAUAAGUUCGUACAAGAGGGUGUUGCCAGCCAACAAUGAGAAGGCGUUACAGGCGGCGGUGGCCCAUCAGCCUGUUAGCGUCGCCAUCGAGGCUGGCGGCCGUUCGUUCCAGCACUAUAAAUCGGGUGUCUUCGACGGCGUAUGCGGGACGAAGCUAGACCACGGCGUCACAGCGGUGGGCUAUGGCAGCGAGAAUGGCAAGGAUUACUGGAUCGUGAAGAACUCGUGGGGUACCAGAUGGGGCGAGGCCGGCUACAUCCGCAUGAGGCGCAACGUGGCCGCGCCCACGGGCAAGUGCGGCAUCGCCAUGGAUACCUACUACCCGGUCAAGAAUCGCCCCAGGGCAUACAGGACUGCACAGUCUGCGCUGGAGCUAGAGAUGGUUCUGGCGUAA
Miscanthus lutarioriparius is the source of this 1230-nucleotide messenger RNA. Lineage: Eukaryota; Viridiplantae; Streptophyta; Magnoliopsida; Poales; Poaceae. The record is from the annotation of a GenBank genome assembly.